Dermatophagoides farinae (American house dust mite) is the source of this 1302-nucleotide messenger RNA. RefSeq names its product proximal sequence element A Pbp49 (gene Pbp49). Gene Ontology annotation, molecular function: bent DNA binding; RNA polymerase II cis-regulatory region sequence-specific DNA binding; RNA polymerase III type 3 promoter sequence-specific DNA binding. The record is from RefSeq and is a predicted model, not a curated record. Lineage: Eukaryota; Metazoa; Arthropoda; Arachnida; Sarcoptiformes; Pyroglyphidae. Gene Ontology annotation, cellular component: snRNA-activating protein complex. Gene Ontology annotation, biological process: snRNA transcription by RNA polymerase II; snRNA transcription by RNA polymerase III.
AUCAUUGAUAACAACCAGCCAUGGAUCAUCAUGAAAUUAAAACUUUAUUAUCAUCAUCAUUAUCACCAUGUCCAGUAUUUGUUUCGAAUACGAAAAUUUCCGUUAAAGAAUUUAUUGAAAAAUGGAAAAAUCAUUUGUCUAAAGAAUUGUCAUGGAUCGAUCAUCAUGAUCAAACUGAAUUGACCGUAAAUCAAUUGGGUAGGCCAUUGCAAUUUGUCAAAACAUUGGAACAAAAUCUUGAUCUGGAUGAAUUUACCGAUACAUUGAUCAAAGAUGGUGCAAAUCUAAAUGUAGCGGUUGGAACAUCGGAAACGAAAUUUGAUGCUCAACGUCAUUCGAAACAAAAAUAUCGUCAUAAAUGGCUAAAUAAAAUGGUCGAUAUCAAAGAUAAACAUACGGAUCAAUGUGAUCACCAUAAUCCAUUGGCCGUAUUGACCGUACAAAUAUUUCGUCCAGUAUAUAAACAUUCAUCGAAAAUAAAGCUACUACUUGAUCGUGAAUAUGAAAUACUUUCCUGUCAAAAAUUGUCCGUUUUACGUGAUUCUUAUUUCUGUAUAUCCGAUAUGAUACAUCAGGCUGAUUAUAGUGAACAUCCUGAAGUGUCGGUGCCAAAAAAAAUGAAAACACAUGAAAAAACUGGCUUAUUCAUCAUUGAGAAUACUUUUUAUUAUGAUGAUCGUUUUGAAUUGGAAUCAUUCGACACAAUUUUCGAUUGGACCAAACAAUCAUCACACUCAGUGAAAAAAUCCGAUUGUUUUGAAAAAAAAUCAAUGACUAGCACACGUUUUGAAGAUCUAGAAAUUCGUCUAGGCUAUCCAUAUGUUUAUAUGCAUCGUGGUAAUUGUGAACAUUUACUGGUAUUCACUGAUAUACGACUAUAUGUGCCGAAAAUUGAAUCCAUCACGGCGGAUAAUUAUCCACGAUUUACAAUGAUGGAAGAUAUUAUUACGACCAAAUGUCAAAUGUGUCAAUUAUAUUCAGCCAAAUGGUUAACAAUGGAUAAUAAACGUUUGCCAUUAUCGCCAUAUUAUUUUUGUCAUAAUUGUUUUGUUACAUUUAAUUAUGAUCAAGAUUUACAAAAAAUUGGUUCAUUUCGUGCAUUUCCAUUACUUUGGGAUAUUAAUUGAAAAAAACAUUUCAUUUAUUCAAUUUCUAAUUAUUUUUAUUCAAAAGUGGAUUAUCAUUUCAAAUUACAAAAUGUUUUUCAAUUCAAUCAAAUCAAUCAAUUAAAUUUUUUUUUUUGCAGAUAUUUUGGAUAGAUAAUGAAAUAGUGGUAAAUGUUUGUUUUUUUGUUUUGUUGUU